Thamnophis elegans (Western terrestrial garter snake) is the source of this 2222-nucleotide messenger RNA. RefSeq names its product integrin subunit beta 1 binding protein 2 (gene ITGB1BP2). The transcript has 11 exons. The coding region runs from base 683 to 1744 and encodes 353 amino acids. NCBI's taxonomy places the organism in Eukaryota, Metazoa, Chordata, Lepidosauria, Squamata, Natricidae. The record is from RefSeq and is a predicted model, not a curated record.
AUCCCCAGGGUACCUUUGCCCAAGGGGGGUGGCUGGGAAUUCUUCUGGGAGUUGCUGGUCUAACACAUUGGGGAAACCGCUUUAACGGCGCAGCAGUCGUGCGAGCCAAGAGGUCACGGAUAGAGUUGGGUAGCUCAAGGUCGCUUGCUUUCUGGGGAAACAGCCGUGACGUCUGUGGAGCUCCCUAUAAACUGGGGGAGCUGAAGGAAAGAUGGGGGGCAGUCAAGGCAUGGAAGAAGAGGCAGGCUCAGCCCUCCCCUCCUUGGACAAAGGAUGGGUCGGGGAUCUCCUGCCCUUUCGGGGGAUACGUGGGGGCCUCGCUGGCCAGAAUAAAUCACUUUUUUCUUCCUCUGCAUGGUUGCCGUGUUUCUGCUGCCCUUCCUGUUUGUCAUGGGGAUGAAGGGGCUGGGGGCUGCAUCAGGCAAGGGGAAGCAAGUAGCCCCACAUUUGAGCAGGAAAGGCAGCCGGGGAGGGGCUCCGCUUCUUGGCUGGCAGCUGAGCCUCAGGCAGAGGGGAGUCCCGUUCCCCCCUGCCCCUCCCUCGUGAUGCGGAGCGGUGGAGCAGCUGCUGUCCUUUUCUGGGCUGGCUCAGGCCCCCUUUGCGUCCCUCGCGACUAAAGAUAGCCGAGUCUCCUGGCCCCGCAGCCCGCCCGGCCGGAAAGGCUCCCUCCCAGCCCAGGGCGAUGGCCUUGCUGUGCUACAGGAAAGGCUGCGGGCAGAGAUUCGACCCCGAGAGGAACAGCCAGGAUGCCUGCCUCCAUCACCCGGGCUUCCCCAUCUUCCAUGAUGCCUUGAAGGGCUGGUCUUGCUGCAAGAAACGGACGACCGACUUCUCCGAAUUCCUCUCCAUAAAGGGCUGCAUGAAAGGUUUCCACAGCAACGAGAAGCCUCCGGAGCCCAAAGACGCCUCAGCCCAGCCCAAGCCGUGCACCGCAGACCUGGUUCCGGAGCCAAAGUCCACGGAGGUGCUGCAGCGGGAGAGACCCAGUUCCGAUGAGCCCAAGCAGCCGCUGCUGGUGAAGGUGGCCCAGGCGCUACAGCAAGUUCUGGAGAAGCUCAACACAUCUACGGCCCCGCAGCCUGCCCUGCACGGCUUGGCCAACCCCGGUGGCAGCUCAGAGACGAGCAUCGGCACAGCCUGCAGAAACGCCGGCUGCAAAGCGACUUUCCAGGGGGAGGAGAGCAAGACGGAGAGCUGCCAGUUCCACCCAGGAGUGCCCGUCUUCCAUGAGGGCAUGAAAUACUGGAGUUGCUGUGGGAUCAAAACCACGGAUUUUGCCGCAUUCCUGGAACAGAAGGGUUGCAGCAGAGGGAAGCACACCUGGGUAACGAGGCAGGAGGACAAGAAGCUGGUCUCUUGUCGGCAGGACUGGCACCAAACCAGCAGCCAAGUGGUGGUGACCCUCUAUGCCAGGACCCCCCUGCCCCACCUCAGCUCCAUCAAGGCCAACCGCACUGGGCUGGACAUCCGGGUAGGCUUUGAGGGGGAGAAGUUCUUCCAGGCCCAGCUGGAUCUCUGGGGGGUCAUCAACGUGGAGAAGAGCUUCGCCAGCCUCUUGCCUUCCAAGGUGGAAAUCGCCCUGAAGAAAGCCAGCCCCAUUGCCUGGGCUAGGCUGGAGCAGCCGCAGAGCCAAGCUGAGGCCCUUCAGACCCUGUCUCAGGAGGCGGCCACCCCAGGCAGCUCCCUGGAAGCCCCCCUGGAGGAGUCAGAUGAUAGCCUGGGCUGGUCUGAGGAGGAGGACUGAGCGGGCAGCUGAGCCAGGCUAAGGAGCAGGGAGGGGGGGGAACGGGCUGGCUCUGGGGCUGCAAGAGGGCAGCACCACCUGGGAGACAGAGAGUUUCACCCCUGCAGGAGGACCCUGUCUUCUCCUGAAAUAAAAGCAAAUUCUUUCAAUGGGAGGAAGUCAGCGUGCCCAUAAGUGGCGUGUGUGUGUUUGUGUGUGUGUGUGUGUGCGCACAGGCAGACCCUCCCUCCCGUCUUUGCAAGAGCUUUGUGCAGCCACGGGACUGAUCUUUCCCAGUGCAAAGUGGUGAUGACUGGGACCGCAGCCAGCGAUAAGCUGCCCUGCCGUGUGCCAGCCCUCCUCCAAGCUCAGCCGCAAAAGCUGCUGGUCUCCAUGUGUGCAGCAGCCAGGUAGGAAGGGAAGGCUUCCACAUCCUCUGGGCAUCCAGGUAUGCCAAGCAAGGUUCCCCAGAGCCCAGACUCCAUGAGACCGGCAUUAA